GAUACAUGAUUGACUGAGUCUAUGUCCAUGGCACGAGAAAGUGGGGUGAGUCCUACAACAGACUGGUCAGUACACAUGUUGCAUGUCGCCUCGGUGGAGGGAUACGCUACUGAGCGCUGGACUGCUUAUAGUAACAACUACGUCUACAGACAGUGUAGUUUUUUUUCGAUCGAAAACAAACAAUUUUUUACAGAGUUUUAUCAAUUUUUGUAGGCACAUUUUGAACAAUUUGAAUUUGGAUUGUGUGUGAUAAUAUUAAUGAUUAUCAUUCUGAGGGCAAGUGGUGCUUUAUUGUGAUCUUGCAUUCUUGGCUCGCUUGGCUUCUAGCUGCCCUGUGGAGCGAUAGGUCAGCAUUGAAAACCAUUGUUGAUAAGAAUGAGGUUAUUUCUUGCUUGCGACUGUCGAAUAUCUGGUCCACUGCUAGUCACUGGGGGACAGUAGGCUUUGACUUGGUCAUCAUCAAUAGUGUUGUAGAUCCGCCGAGUAUCCCAUAUCGAAUCCUCCAAAGGACAUUCACCAUUGGAAAGAAAUAGUAGUGUUUGUUGCGUCAGCUGACUGAAGUACAGUAAUGUGGAAUGGAUCCAGAGGAACACAAAUGCACCAGCUCAGACGAGGGUGAAGGUGACGUGCAGGUGUUUACUAGUGACAACCCGCAGUCUCCUGGUGCCUACGCAGUGUUCGGUGACAAGUCCACCUCUGAUGUCAGCGAUGAUGUCUAUGACUCUAGAGAAAGUGAAGUCGGUGCCAGUGACCCAGAGAACGCCUCCUUGUUGAGCAUAGGCGACGAUCACGAUGCACCGUCAUCGUGCGUUAGCAGUCCAGGACGCUCGCAAUCACCACGCAGUCCGGGAACGCGGGUGAGCGCUAUGCCGGCUGCUGUGCAUGAAGGUGUGCGUGACCUGGCGCUGGACAGUCACGACUCGCCCAUGAUGGUAGACCAUGGCAGCUUGAGCGACUCUGAUCACCAUCCCGAUAACGAUAAGCCAGCCGAUGUCGGCAACACCGAUGGUGAUGAUGAUGAUGAUGACGAUGAUUCACCCGGGGAUAAGUUCUACUGUACGUGCCGUCAGCCUGCUAGCGAAGUCGACGACAGGCUAAUGAUUUGCUGUGACCAAUGUUCCGACUGGUUCCACGGUGAUUGUGUCGGCAUCUCAGCCAAGAAAGCUAAGAAUGUGGAGAUAUUCUUCUGCCCACCUUGCCGCGAGUCGAAUCCAUCCCUGGAGAUAGUGUACCGUCCGCAAAAGGUCAAAAAGAAAGAUGUGCCCCGCAAACGCUCCAGCCGUAUGUGCGGAGAAUGCGAAGCCUGCAUGCGGCCGGACUGUGGAAAGUGCCGCUUUUGUGUUGAUAUGAGGAAGUUUGGUGGACCCAACAAGCUCCGGCAAAAGUGCAUGUAUCGGCGUUGCCUCAAUCUUUCCAAGCCUAUUUCCGACACUCAGCUUGCACUCGAAUCAGCCUGGGCAAAGAAGCACCCAGAGGGCGUGGAUGGCAUGGAUUUCAUUGAUUUCCCUCAAAAGCCGAGAAAAGCCAAAGCUGAGAGGGAGGCUGCUCGAGCUGCCAAGGAGGAGGAACGAGCCAGGAAAAAGGCCGAGAAAGCGGAAAAGAAAGCCAAGAAAGCGCUGGAAAAGAUUUCUGGCAAGAAGGAGCGCUCCACAAAGACAAAGCACCGCACCUCGAGCUCUAGCUCGAUGAAGUUGCACUCGGAUCGCAACGACCCGUACCGUGGUGUUCAGCAGUGUUGGGGACCGCAGUGUACGUACUCCUCACGGCCUGCAUCUAAGUACUGCUCGGACGAGUGUGGUCAGGCCCUAGCCAUGAAGCGGUUGAAGCGGUAUCUACCGGAACGGUUUGCACUCUGGUCGGAAGGAGGUCCUAGCAAAAGUCAUGUCUCCCUCAAGGCCAGUAUCAUCAGCUUGGAGCGGCAGGAGGUGGAAAUGCAAGAGAAGAUUGCCGUCUUCAAGGAGCGUAGCGAGAAACUCGAAGCCAUCAUUGAGCACUCCCGCUCGCUGGUGGCUGACUCAGAGGAGGAGCUGGCAGAUUUUGAGCAGGAUGUAGACGUGGACCUCCAAAUUGACUGUGUGUGCUGUGGACACCCUACCAAUUUCCGGCGAGCCCUGCAGCACAUGGAGCGAUGUUAUAGUAGGAUUGAAGGCCUCAUGUCCUUUGGCUCUGUGUUUCAGACCAAGUCAGAAGGUGUGAACAUCUUCUGCGACGUCCUCAGCCAGGGGCAGUACUGUAAACGUCUGCGCGUUCUGUGUCCGGAUCAUUACAAAGGCCCAAAGGUUGGCCAGGAUGAUGUGUGCGGAUGUCCACUGACACAGGACGUGUUUGAUGAGAACUGCGCACAUUGCCUCAUUCCCAAGCGCCUGUGUCAGAACCAUGUCAGCUGGGAGCGACUGCGCCAGGCCAAUCUCGACAUGGAACGGCUCAACUAUCUAUUGAAGUUAGAGGAGGUGCAAGAGCAGUUGCACAUAGUGCGAGAGCAAGUGAGAGCAGGUGGCCACGUCAUCGGGCAGAUGCUGCAUGCCACCGUCCCGCAUGCUGCCGAUGGCUCCAGGGACAACUACUCUCUUGUACACGGUUUCCCCGCUGACAAAGCAACAGAAAUGGACGUGGACACGGAUGAUGUUGAUGUGGUCACGCCGUGCGAUGAUGCGGUCGCUGUGAAGCUAGAGCCUCAGCACUCGUCCUGUCCUGCAGAGCCCCCAGUGCAAACUGCAGAGCCCCCAGGGCAAACAGCAGAGAUAGAACACGAUGCAAUCAAGACUGAGGAUGUCCCAGCGCAAUCGCCACACCCCACCUCCACUGGUGAGCCAAUGGACAUUGAGGACGGCUGCCGGGCAAGUGAUGGAAUGGACGAAAUCCAAGCUAGUACAGACAAGAUAGCUGCUGCCGUUGCCUCAACAGGUGAAGGUGACACACCUAGUGAUCAGCAAUCUAUUGCUAAUCUCUCCACCCAGGCAUCACAAGCCUCCUCACCAGCCUCCACCACGGCAGAGACUAAACCAUCAACAGCUGGGAGUACCGAAGAUGGUGAGACGUAACAUGUGUCGCAAGUAUAUGGGCGCUGUGUCUCGAUUAUCCUCCGCAUGUUUCGCGUCCAUGACCGCUGUAGGCUGGUGUAUGUUGUUCUACUGCACAUAUGUACAUAGUGUGAAUAGUUUUAUGUUUUUUUGGGAGAUCAUUGCAUUCCUUUGAAAUUCUACACCGCACAAGUCCAUCUGUGAUUUCAGCUUUUCUCUCCUUGUAUAUAUAGUGUGCAUGUCCGUCCCCUGUGCAAGUUUACAGUGGAUGGCAGACAUUCUGCUGCCUGCGCCAACCAAGCACGCACUCUCGUAUCGGGCGUGUUGAGGCGCCAUGCACCAUCAUCCCGCUACCAGGUUAUGCCAUGCCCCCCCCCCCCCC
This is a messenger RNA of Sycon ciliatum, 3402 nucleotides long. Its product is annotated as CXXC-type zinc finger protein 1-like. The transcript is spliced from 16 exons. Gene Ontology annotation, cellular component: Set1C/COMPASS complex. The record is from RefSeq and is a predicted model, not a curated record. Gene Ontology annotation, molecular function: DNA binding; zinc ion binding. Bases 576 to 3041 code for a protein of 821 amino acids. NCBI's taxonomy places the organism in Eukaryota, Metazoa, Porifera, Calcarea, Leucosolenida, Sycettidae.